Messenger RNA from Dendronephthya gigantea, 714 nucleotides. RefSeq names its product vacuolar protein sorting-associated protein 28 homolog. Gene Ontology annotation, molecular function: protein-containing complex binding. The record is from RefSeq and is a predicted model, not a curated record. Gene Ontology annotation, biological process: protein transport to vacuole involved in ubiquitin-dependent protein catabolic process via the multivesicular body sorting pathway. NCBI's taxonomy places the organism in Eukaryota, Metazoa, Cnidaria, Anthozoa, Malacalcyonacea, Nephtheidae. Gene Ontology annotation, cellular component: ESCRT I complex.
AUGUCAUUGACUGCGAACAGACCUGAACUUUAUGAGGAGGUAAAGCUUUAUAAAAGCGGACGAGAACGAGAAAAGUAUGACAAUUUAGCUGAUUUUUUUGCAGUUAUCAAUACUUUGCAGGCAUUAGAGAAAGCUUAUAUCAAGGAUGCAGUCACACCAAAAGAAUACACUGCUGCUUGUUCCAAAUUGUAGCUUGUUUAAUACAAAGCAGCAUUCAAACAAGUUCAAAAUAUGAUGUAUUUGGGAAAUGAUCAGAUAUGGAAUUUUCAUAAUAUUGAUUCCAAUAACCCAUAUUUAAUUGUUUUCGCAAAACUAAAUCACGCAUGCGAUGUUUUUAGAGCAGAUAAUUUUUUGGAUUGUCCGGCAGCCUUAGAAAGAAUCAAAGAAGAUCGGCCUAUAACAAUAAAGAAUGACAAAGGAAACACAAGCAAGUGUAUUGCUGACAUUGUUAUGCUUUUUAUAACCAUAAUGGAUAAACUGCGUUUGCAAAUAAGAGCAACAGACGAGAUCCACCCAGACUUAAGGGAUUUGAUGGAUACUAUGAACAGUUUAAGUAAGCUUGCUGAGCAUUUUGAAGGCAAAGUAAAAGUGAAAUCCUUGCUUGACACAAUGGGUCAAAUGAAACCUAGCGACGAGCUAUCAGAAGAUCAAGCAAGACAAAUGUUGUUUGAUUUAGAAACGGCCUAUAAUGCUUUCAACAAAUCGUUACAUUAA